AGCAUUGUUGCGCGGCUAGGGUUUCUGGUUCUAACUUCUAAAAGCCGUGCCGUCUGCUAUAAAAUACAAAUAGAAGAGAAAUAGAUCAUCAUAAGCUACGAAAGGGUUUCUGGCUAGUGAGAGAGAGAUAGAGAGAGAGAGAGAUUGAUAAGAUGAAGCGGAAUACUGGAGAAAAUAGCCUUCUUAAUGAAAACCAUCCACCAAACCCUAAUCCCGACGCCGACGGGAGCCACGACAAGCCCGAAAAGCAAACGGCAAUUCAUCCAACGAGGGCUGAUUACUCUGAUGAUAUUUCUGAUCCGCAUCCAAUGACCGAUGACGAACUCGUCCGCUACAAUGAACAAGUUGAGAGGAGUGCUGGCUUUGAAAUUGAUCCCAUACCUGGCGUCAAUGUAUUAAAUCUGGAAGACGCCCGCUCGGGCAUGCUAUGCUCGGAUCAAGCAAUCAGGAAAUACAACAUCAGAGUCUUCUUUUUCUGUGACAAUAUAUAA
This is a messenger RNA of Alnus glutinosa, 491 nucleotides long. RefSeq lists its product as uncharacterized. Lineage: Eukaryota; Viridiplantae; Streptophyta; Magnoliopsida; Fagales; Betulaceae. The transcript is spliced from 3 exons. The coding region runs from base 153 to 491 and encodes 112 amino acids. The record is from RefSeq and is a predicted model, not a curated record.